Molecule: messenger RNA, 1636 nt
Organism: Oryzias latipes (Japanese medaka)
Lineage: Eukaryota; Metazoa; Chordata; Actinopteri; Beloniformes; Adrianichthyidae
Product: macrophage mannose receptor 1-like
Molecular function (GO): protein binding
Source: RefSeq, a predicted model, not a curated record
AAACAAACAUCACACAACCUCCUUAUAGAAUAUGAAUGGUUGGAAGCACUGUCAUUUCAAAUAGGAAUAUAAAUAAUACAAUGGUUUGAAUCAUGGAUCUCUGGCUGUUUGUAUGUGCGCUAACAGGAGCACUGCUUAGUGUUUCCUUUGCUCAAACUCAUCAGUUCUACUUUGUGAACACUGAGCUGAGCUGGACAGAAUGUCAGAGUUUCUGCAGACGUGAAUACACUGAUCUGGCCACCAUAGAGAACACGGCUGAUGUUGGGGCUGUUCUAAAUACUACAUCAAACUACACAGGCAAGGUUUGGAUUGGUCUGCACGAUGACUUGGAGAACAGCUGGAAGUGGUCCUUAAAUGACAGCAGCUUCUAUAUGGAAAGAGAGCAAACCUUCAAAAACUGGCAACUUAACCAACCAGACAACCUGAAUGGACAACAGUACUGUGUUGCAUAUCUGAGUGGAAACUCAUCCCAAGGCAACUGGGAUGACCGUGACUGCAAUGAAGAACAUGGUUUUGUGUGCUACAAUGGGACAGUAAACGGAACUGCCUCAUUCGUUGUUGGUUAUGCAACACUAAAUUGGACUGAAGCCCAGAAAUACUGCAGGCAGAAUUUUGUUGAUUUAGCCAGCAUUUGGAAUCAAACAGAAAAUGAUGUCAUCAACAAGCUAGCAAACGGUAGUUGUGUGUGGAUCGGUCUGUAUCGUCAUAAAGUGUGGUCAGAUGGGAGCAACACAGUCUUUAAACAUUGGGCUGAAAAUCAACCAGACCAGGGGGACCAGAAGUGCAUCGCUGCAUCUCUCAGUGACUCAGGACGAUGGUCGGAUGAAACUUGUUCCCAGAGUUUUCCAUUCAUCUGUUAUGGAUCAAGUACUGCAUUUACUUUUUCUUUAAAUAUAGUACAUGUUGUUUAUUACCAAAGGGCCCUCUUUAAAAUUAAAUACACAUUUUCACUAAACCUUGCUAACCUAAUUCAUGAAAUAUGUCUUAAAUUAUGUAUUUUUUAAUAAAUUAAUAAUCAGGAUUAUUUACCAACUUAGAUAAUUUUUAAGUAUUUUCGAGCAAUACGUUUUAUUUUUUUCUUGCUUUAUUUUUCACAAGCUGCAUAUUGAUGAGAGUUUAUGUGCAAUGAAUUUUCUAAACCAAUACUAUUUUAGGUUAAACAGUUUAAGCCUUAGUCGCAUGCAUCCAUACAGGGGUUGACCUUUACGGGUGCAGCGGGUUAUUGGGUUGUCUGGUCCUAUGGGAGUUUGUAGAGAGAAGCAAACGCAUCUUAAUGUGAGUGCAGGUGUGUCUCACAGUUCCCUUGAGGCUCAUACAUGACCUAAAGGGAUCUCAUGAAAAAGUAGUGUACAAUUGUUGUGCGCGUAGUAAGAGUAUCAUCAAAUAUUUGUAAGGCUUUCAAGUUGCACACACAUAUGACAUACCAUUGAUUAUAUCAUACAGUGCUUUCCUGGUCCCUUUACUCUCGUCAUUAGUAAAGUAAGGUGUGGCCCCUUACUGAGCAUGCACUGGGUGUGCAGGUGUUACAUAACUUCCCCUGAGACACCUUUAGAAGUUCAACACAAACUACAUUCUGAUUGUUGGACGGUGGCCGUGGUGCAGCGGUAGGGCGGUUGACCCAUGAUCAUAAGAUUGC